Fundulus heteroclitus (mummichog) is the source of this 2158-nucleotide messenger RNA. RefSeq names its product lectin, galactoside binding soluble 3a (gene lgals3a). The transcript has 6 exons. Gene Ontology annotation, molecular function: IgE binding; laminin binding; carbohydrate binding. NCBI's taxonomy places the organism in Eukaryota, Metazoa, Chordata, Actinopteri, Cyprinodontiformes, Fundulidae. Bases 168 to 1289 code for a protein of 373 amino acids. Gene Ontology annotation, biological process: macrophage chemotaxis; positive regulation of calcium ion import; positive chemotaxis. The record is from RefSeq and is a predicted model, not a curated record. Gene Ontology annotation, cellular component: nucleus; immunological synapse.
GCCAGCUUCCUCUCCAGGAGUUGUAGUUUUUCGAAGCAGAUCUAACGUUAGCUUGCACUAGUGAGCCUCGCGAGGCUAAAGGAGUUGGCUAACAGGUUUUUCGGAGCUGUAGAAAACGUCGCGCUUUCCUGCUGACAUCCAACAAGAGUCUAGCUUCUCACCAGAUCAUGGCAGACUUCUCGCUCACCGAUGCUUUGGGAGACGACACGCAGGGCCAGGCUAAGAAGAUAGGCCACACCAACCCCGCUGUCCCUGCCAGCAAUCAGCCUUCUUCAAACCCGGGGUGGCCUGGUUCCGCCCCAGGAGCUCCCACCCAGCCCUCAGCACCAGCUGACUACAGCAGCGGAUUAUCUGGCCCCGGAGCGCCGGGGCCAUUCCAAUACCCCUCAGGUCCCGGAGCGCCAGGACAAUACCCGGGACCUCCCUCCGCACCCGGUGGCUUCCCUGCUGGUCCCGGAAUACCUGGACAAUAUCCCCCUGCGCCAGGCGCCCCGGGCCAGUUCCCCUCCGGCCCGGGGGCGCCUGGACAGUUCCCCGGGCAGUAUCCGUCUGAAGGGACCCCUGGUCAGCUUCCCGGAGGUCCUGCUCCUUACCCAAGCGGACCGUUUCCCUCUGGCCCCGGUGCUCCCGCCGGCCCUUAUCCGAAUGUGCCUUUCCCCGGUGGGCAGCCAGGAGGAGGCAAUGGGAUGUACGGACCAGGAGGUCAAGGUGGGUUUCCCCCUCCCGCUGGUCCAGGAGCUUUCCCCGCGUUCCCCGGAGGCGGAUUCCCCCCAGUGCCACCUGGGUCAUGGGGAUCACCAGGAGGAGGCUUCCCGGCUGCCCCGGCUCCGUUUGGUUCCGGGCCCAUGGGUCCGUAUGGCGGUCCUGCUGGUCCAGGAGGCACGUUGAUGGUGCCGUACGACCUCCCCCUUCAUGCCGGGAUCAUGCCCCGCCUUUUAAUCACAAUAAUCGGAGAGCCUCUUCCCUGUGCAGACAGGUUCCAGGUUGACCUGAUUAAAGGUUCAGACGUCGUCUUUCACUUCAACCCUCGCUUUAACGAGCAAACCAUUGUCCGAAACUCCAACAUCGGCGGUUACUGGGGCCCGGAGGAGCGAGAGGGGCCCUUCCCCUUUGUUCAGGGGCGCCGUUUUGAGUUGAAGAUCCUGGUGGAAGAGGACAUGUACAAAGUGGCCGUGGACGACACCCACCUGCUGGAAUACGAGCACAGAGUGGGCGGCCUGGAGGAGGUGACCCUGGUGCGGGUGACCGGCGACGUGGUUCUCUACAGCGCGGCCCCGAGCAUGAUCUGAGGCCGGAGCCACCCCCGUCGUCCCGUGGGUCCAACUCAAAUUAUCAACCCGAGUAUCCGACGCCUGCCUCCGUGCAUCUGGCAACCUCUCAGAUACACGGAGGCAGCUGAUGGAGCUGUCAGUACAGCCAGCAAAGUGCAAUUGUCCCUCGCGUGGUACAUUUACCGCAAAAAGCGUGACGCAGAUUGAAUUAAGUCAGCACUUGAUAAUCUGAUUCUUGUUUGUUUGUUUGUUUUUUUUCUGCUGAAUGAAAUCUCAUUUCAAAAUUACAUUUUCGAUUUAUAUUUAGCAAAAUUUUAUUAACUUUUUCUAUUCCUUUUUCCGCCCAAUUCUAAUCAAGGAGACGAUUGGGUAAAGUAAAUGUGUGACAAAUGAAAUAAAGGAAUAAUUAAUUUAUUAUUAAAAAAAAGAAGAUUGUUGGCAAAGAGGGAAAGAAGAAGCGUCCCAUAGAGUUCCUAUAGUUUCUGCUGGGGAGCAGUGUUUUUGUUUACAUGUGUUUUAUUUCUUUCUUCUUCUUUUUUUUUGUCAUAACACGAUAAGCCUUUGUAGUGCAUGAAAGUGUGAUGCUGAAAACUCACUUUUGUUUCAAUGCUGAACCAUGACCCUCUGGAGUCACAUAUAGUAGAUUAAUCCUAAAGUUUCUCCAAAUGUAAGUAUUUAUACACAGCGUUUUGUUCCUCUUCUCUUCAGCUGUUCUCCUGAGCUACAAGGCUGCGUCAAGGGUUGUUGAAAUGUUAUUUCUGUUUAAACAUAACAGCCAAAAUGGCACUAAUCAUUAAAUCAAAUUGUUGAAGGGUUUGGAUUUUCUGACUUGGUGCCAAAGAGAAGUGGUACACAUUAUGAAUUUCUAAAUAAAAAGACAAAACUUU